Molecule: messenger RNA, 2982 nt
Organism: Centruroides sculpturatus (bark scorpion)
Lineage: Eukaryota; Metazoa; Arthropoda; Arachnida; Scorpiones; Buthidae
Product: chromosome partition protein Smc-like
Exons: 2
Coding region: 1-2982 (993 amino acids)
Biological process (GO): chromosome condensation; sister chromatid cohesion
Cellular component (GO): chromosome
Molecular function (GO): ATP hydrolysis activity; ATP binding; protein binding
Source: RefSeq, a predicted model, not a curated record
AUGGCCGAGUGCUCGGACGUGGCAAAGAGGACUAACGUGCGAUUAAUCAAAGUUGAAACGCAAGGUUUUAAGUCGUUUGCUGAUAAAGUCGUUUUGACUUUUGACGGCGGAGUAGUCGGAGUAGUCGGGCCGAACGGAUCGGGUAAAUCAAACAUUAACGACGCGAUUAAGUGGGUGCUCGGCGAAAUGUCGGCUAAGUCGCUGCGCGGCGAUUCGAUGGAAGACGUGAUUUUCUCGGGUUCUAAAACGGUUGCCGCCCUCGAUAAAGCUUACGUUUCGCUGACUUUUGACAACCGGGAAAAACGCGUUUCAAUUCCCCACGAGCAGUUUACGAUCACGCGUUCGCUCAAACGCGGCCAGACGAGCGAGUACUUCAUUAACGGUGAAAGCGCUCGUCUGCGCGACAUCCGCGAAAUAGCGCUUGAAUCGGGAAUGGCUAAGUCUUCCCUAGCGAUUAUUUCCCAGGGCACGGUUCAAGACAUCGCCCAAGCGAGCAACGAAAAAAGACGUCUUUUCUUUGAACAAGCGGCCGGAAUUGCCAAGUACAAAGCCCGCAAGUUGGAGGCACUUCGUAAGCUGGAAAAAACGACCGAAGCGCUUGAGAAAGUCCGGGCUGUCGCCCAGGAGUUAGAACGCCAACUGCGACCGCUCAAACGUCAAGCCGAAAAAGCCCGGCUUUACUUAGCGAAGCGCCAGGAGUUAAAGGCCGUGGAAAUCGCGCUUUUAGCCCAAGACAUCGCCUUUUACCAAAGCAAACUAAUUGAACUGAGCGCUCACUUAAGCGGCGUGGAAACGAGUCGUUCUGAUUUGCAAACCCGUUUGCAAGUCAGCGAGGAAGAUCUAACUUACAAAACCCAGCGUAAAUUGGAACUUGACAACGAAAUUCACGCGCUUGAAACCGAAAACCAAGCGCUUUUAGAAAGACUGGAAAAAGUUGCCGUCCGUGAUUCGGUCGCUAGUCAGCGACGUCAGUUAAUGAUCGGCGGGCAAAUCGAAGCGCCCCGCGAGGAAAAAAUUAGCGCCCUGGACGAAGAGCUCAACCAAAUCGCCCAGACGAUCCAAAAUUUUCAGCGUCUUGAGGCUAAGCACCUAGAAACAGUUGAAGACCGUCGCCGGAUCAUCCGUGAAAUUCAAGCCGAUGUUUACGCCAACCAAGUUCAAGUUGACCAAAAUCAAACCGAACUGUUGACUUUAAAAUCAAAAGUGGCGAUUUUAAAGGACCAGCGCGACCACAAGUCAAACCUUUUUAAAGGUGUUAAAACGAUUCUCCAAAACCGCCAAAUUUUUAGUGGUUUGCACGGAAUGGUGUGCGAUUUAAUCAACGUUUUACCCGAGCACCGCACCGCGAUUGAAACAGUUUUACAAAACGCGCUCCAACACCUAGUGGUUGACGAUCCGCAAGACGCGAUUAAGGCGAUCAACUUUCUCAAGGAAAACCGGGCUGGUCGAGCUUCGUUCGUGCCGUUGAAAGUGAUUAAACCCAAGAGCAUUCGUGCUGAACACCAGCAAAUCGCCAGUCAGCAAAGCGGUUUUGUGGCGCUCGGCAGUUCGCUGGUUGAGGCCCAGCCCAAGUACGCCACCUUAGUUGAUUAUUUACUCGGACACAUUUUGGUCGCCGACACGAUCGAAAGCGCUAGCGAACUGUACCGACUUUUCCAGAUUUACCCGAUCGUGACGCUUGAUGGCAACAUCAUUCGUCCGGGCGGUUCGAUGACCGGUGGACACCAGGAACGCUCUUUGAAUCUGCUUGGCUUGGAGCAGCAAAUUGACCACUUUGAAUCGCAAGUGCCUUCGCUUGAAAAAGACAUUAACAAGUUAAGAAGCGAGAUUAGUCUUUUGCAAGACCGUCAGCAAGAAGAACAAAGUUUGAUCGCCUCUAACCACCUUGAGUUAGCUAAAUUGGGCGAGAAAAUUUCGAUCCAGCAGUCGCAGUACAACUUGCUCAAAACUCAGUACGAAACGCUGACUAGUCGUCAGUUUGUCGCUAAAGACGGCGGCGAUCAAAUCGACGAAGACUUAAUUCAACUUGAAUCGCAGCGCAGUUCUCUGCUGGCGCUGAUCAAAGCUAAGCGCGAAACGGCCAUCGCUCUUAACCACGAGCUCGGUCGCUUAACCACGACUAAGAACGAACUUGAACGCGAACUGCGCGAACUGCUCGAAAAAUCCAGUCAGCAACUCAACACCAAAAACCAAGCCGAGUUCAUUUUGGAAAACGCCCGCCAACGUUUGGCCGAGGAGUACGAAAUGACUUUUGAAGCGGCUUUAGAAGCCGAAAAGCUAACGAUUGAACCCGAACAAGCGCGGGAAAUCGUCAAAGGUCUGAAGAGCGAACUCAAAGAGCUUGGGCCAGUCAACGUGGACGCGAUUGCCGACUACGAAGAGAUCAACGGACGGUUUGAAAAGAUUAAGCAAAACGAGGACGAACUUAACUCAGCUCAGGAACUGAUCAUGAGCGCGAUUAACCAAAUGGACCAAGUCAUCAUUACCCGUCUUGACGAAACUGUCAGCGCGGUCAACCGCGAAAUGGAUGGCAUUUUUAAAAUUAUGUUCGGCGGGGGUCACGCCGAGGUCAAGUACAGCGAUCCCAGCAACUUACUGGAAACGGGGAUCGAAGUGAUUGCCCAGCCGCCCGGUAAAACGAUUCGCAAUUUGAACUUGUUCUCCGGUGGUGAAAAAGCGCUGAUCGCAAUUUCGCUCUUGUUUGCCAUCUUAAAAGCCCAGCCGCUGCCGCUUUGCAUUCUCGACGAAGUUGAGGCCGCUUUAGACGAAGCCAACGUGGUGCGUUUUGCCGACUACCUCCAAGAGUUAAAAGAUAAAACCCAGUUUAUCGUCGUCACCCACCGGGUGGGAACGAUGGCCAAAGUUGACAAACUUUUCGGAGCAACCAUGCAAAAACGCGGUGUGACGAGCUUCUUUUCGGUUGCGCUCGCCCAGGCUGCUAAUUUGGUUGACAAAGAAGAGCAACUUGCUUAUAAUGAGUAG